This is a messenger RNA of Nipponia nippon (crested ibis), 189 nucleotides long. NCBI's taxonomy places the organism in Eukaryota, Metazoa, Chordata, Aves, Pelecaniformes, Threskiornithidae. The record is from RefSeq and is a predicted model, not a curated record.
AUGGCAGGUGGGAACCAGCGUGAACUUGCCCGCCAAAAGAACCUGAAGAAGACUCAGGAGAUCCACAAAGGGAAAAGGAAAGAGGAUAGCUUGUCUGCUUCUCAGAGAAAACAGAGAGACUCUGAAAUUAUGCAGCAAAAGCAAAAAGCGGCUAAUGAGAGGAAGUCUCUGCAGGCAGGUGCAAAAUGA